Messenger RNA from Lycium barbarum (goji berry), 723 nucleotides. RefSeq lists its product as uncharacterized. The coding region runs from base 1 to 723 and encodes 240 amino acids. Lineage: Eukaryota; Viridiplantae; Streptophyta; Magnoliopsida; Solanales; Solanaceae. Gene Ontology annotation, molecular function: DNA helicase activity. The transcript has a single exon. Gene Ontology annotation, biological process: telomere maintenance; DNA repair. The record is from RefSeq and is a predicted model, not a curated record.
AUGGGACGUAACAUAAACGAAUUCAAAUUUAUCUCUCAAAAUAUUACAUCUUCUGGAGCAACCAAUGAGGCAAAAGAUGUUUAUUUCGAAAGAAAUAUAACAGUGAGUGAAGAAGAUGUGCUACUAGAAAGGAAAUUAAAUACUGAACAAAAAAGGGCAUAUCACAUAGUUCUUGAUAGAUUCUAUUCUAAUAAACCAGGGGCAUUUUUUAUUGACGGUUCAGGUGGAACUAGAAAAACUUUCUUAUAUCGAGCUUUGUUGGCUGUUGUAAGAAAGAAAGGGUUUAUAGCUUUAGCAACUGCAAGUUCUGGUGUCGCAGCUUCAAUUCUUCCAAGGGGAUCAACAACUCAUUCACAUUUCAAAAUUCCUAUUGUCAUUGAUGAGAAUUUUACAUGCAACAUUAGUAAACAAAGUUCAUUAGCAGGUCUGAUUCGAGAUUCAAAUUUAAUUGUUUGGGAUGAAGUCUCAAUGGCAAAAAACAAAAUGAUAGAAGCUUUUGAUAAACUCUUAAAAGAUCUCAUGAGUACAAAUGUACUCUUUGGUGGGAAAGUAGUUGUUUUUGGGGGAGACUUUAGACAAACACUUCCAGUUAUUCGUAGUGGAAAAAAAGAGAUUUUUUCGGCGAAAGUUUAUUAUACUCUCAUAUUUGGAAUCAUUUGGAAAAAUUAUGUUUAUCUAAAAACAUGCGUGCAAAAAAAGAUCCAGCAUUUUGUGAAUAUUUAA